UCUGAGUCGAGCAAGUGUCGGCUGACAGGAGUCAAUUCUACAACCAUCAGAAGAUAGCCGCACUCUGUAAGUUACGCACUUUACACUGCUAAGCGUUGUCAACGAAAUGGCAGAAAAGACGCCGUUGCUCGCCACCCGAUUGGCCCGAUCAGUGAGUGCGGACUUCGCCGAAAUGGCCCUGGCUGACAUAUCAGAGGGAAAAACUGCUCUAGACGAGAGAUGUGAUUUCCUUCUAACGAAGCUCGACGCCUUCAUCCAAAUAAUCAGCAUAGUUGGGAAUAAUACGGAAUUCCUCUCUAUGAAUCUACCAAAGGUCGAGGCGGCUCGGGAGAGUCUCAAAGAGGUUUACGCACAAAUCGAUCAGUUGGACGCUCUCGUGUCCGAAGUGAAGUCGAGCGUUCAAAGUAUGGAACAGAAAGUUGAAGAGGCAGAGAAACAAUUCACGACUUCUUAUCAGAUGAAAUUCUUCAAAGUGCUACAGAGCGCGCUCGGCGCACAAGGUGAUAACUCGAACCAAUACAGACGUCAGAUUCGUUUCGAGCCACCCGAAAUCUUCAAAACGGAAGACUUCUUCCCGAAAGAGAGAUCUCAAAACGAAUGCCAUCCUAGAUGAGCUUACGCAUGGAACUCGUUAAGGGGAUCAAGUACGAAAAUGUUGUGUAAUGUAAGAUAUCGGAAUCUCCGUGGAUGCCCGGAAGGGCUCGUAUGGGUCCCGUUUUCGGAAAUCUUGAUGCGUCUGAAGACUGGCUCCCUCGGAGUUUCGCUUAUUGUUGCAAUAAAGCCCGUGUGUCUCAA
Molecule: messenger RNA, 795 nt
Organism: Galendromus occidentalis (western predatory mite)
Lineage: Eukaryota; Metazoa; Arthropoda; Arachnida; Mesostigmata; Phytoseiidae
Gene: Blos4
Product: biogenesis of lysosome-related organelles complex 1 subunit 4
Exons: 3
Coding region: 107-613 (168 amino acids)
Cellular component (GO): BLOC-1 complex
Source: RefSeq, a predicted model, not a curated record